AAACGCUGCUGUCAGAUAAAAAGGGAAAUGACAUCAUCCAAGAUUGCCAACCUGUCACUUGGUAAAAUCACAACUGUCAUUCGCAUUUAGUUGUCAAAGUGCCAAGAUCCUUUGCGCGGGCGCCGGGAAAGUUAUGAAAAACUCCUACUUUUUACAAUUAAAUUAAAAUGUUAUUUAUAAAAUGAAGUUAUUUAGUAUUUAAUGUGAAUCGAAUAAAACUUGUUAAAAAUGGGUCUCUCGCGUACGACGGUUCAUGUUUUCGCAGGGUGUUGUUCCAGCGCUUUUCUCAUGGAAAUAUUGAUGGCCAGAAAACCUAGCAGUGCUAAUUUAGUUACAUUCUUACAAUUCUUUUUUAUAACGUUGUACGGGUUUAUUGUUACAACAAAGUUCGGUUUGAUAGGUCCAAAGAUACCAUUAAAGCAGUAUGUAAUAUUGGUUGCCCUCUUCUUUAUCACGACUGUGGCUAAUAACUAUGUGUAUGCAUUGCAUGUACCUACUACCCUGCAUAUGAUAAUACGAUCAGCAUCAUCGCCAGCCAGUAUGUUAGUAUACUGCUGUGUAAAGAAACAGUAUCCAAAAUUAAACAAUGCUGUCGGCUCCAUACUCAUAAGUAUUGGUGUGGCUUUAGCCAUGUAUGGAGGUGCCCCAACGGACGAGGGAAAUAAGGGAACCUUUUUAUAUUGGAGCAUAGGCGUUACAAUAUUGUUGGCAACUUUGAUAACUGGUGCUUUUACUGGUAUACAACAGGAAAGAUUGUAUUCAAAAUAUGGGAAACAUCCUAAUGAAAUGCUGUUCUACACCCAUGCAAUACCGAUGCCAGUAUUCCUUGGAAUAUAUCCUCAGUUAAAGGAUACUUCAGCUGAUCUUACUGCAGACACUUGGUUCUUAAUAGCCUUGAACAUACUUACACAAUUCUAUUGCACACAUUCAGUGCAUAACCUGGCUACCAAAGAAACCUCAGUUACCGUAACAUUUAUACUAACUAUUAGAAAGUUUUUAUCAUUAUUGUUAUCUUCUAUAAUGUUUAAGAAUAACUUGACUGUAUAUCAUGUGAUAGGCACGGUACUUGUAGCCAUUGGUACUUAUGUCUACUUUGACUUUUUCACUAGUAGACGACAAGGACCAGUGAGUAUGAAAGACAAGUGAUGUGAGUAUUUAUUAUUGACUUGACAUUCCCUUUAGACUGAGUAACUAUUUUAUAUUGUUAUUCAUUGUUGAGAAUUUAUAGAUCUUACUAGCUUUUAUUUUUACUUAGAAAAAAUAUUUAUGUAUCCUUUUACAGUAGUUGCAUUUAUACACUUUAUUGUACUUUGUACUUAGGUACCUAAGAUUGUGGUAUUGGUUAAAUUUAUAGUAACUUAUUCAUAAUAGAGUUUAGAUCUUUUAGCUUAGCUUUGUUAUUAACUAUUUGGUAGAAAAAUAUACAUUUUAUAAAUGUUUUCGACUUAUAGCUACGAAUUUAUGAGUAUUUU
Trichoplusia ni (cabbage looper) is the source of this 1472-nucleotide messenger RNA. RefSeq names its product UDP-xylose and UDP-N-acetylglucosamine transporter-like. Gene Ontology annotation, molecular function: UDP-N-acetylglucosamine transmembrane transporter activity; UDP-xylose transmembrane transporter activity. Lineage: Eukaryota; Metazoa; Arthropoda; Insecta; Lepidoptera; Noctuidae. The record is from RefSeq and is a predicted model, not a curated record. The transcript is spliced from 4 exons. Gene Ontology annotation, biological process: transmembrane transport. Gene Ontology annotation, cellular component: Golgi membrane; endoplasmic reticulum membrane. The coding region runs from base 229 to 1146 and encodes 305 amino acids.